Molecule: messenger RNA, 3123 nt
Organism: Sphaeramia orbicularis (orbiculate cardinalfish)
Lineage: Eukaryota; Metazoa; Chordata; Actinopteri; Kurtiformes; Apogonidae
Product: integrin alpha-6-like
Exons: 25
Coding region: 1-3123 (1040 amino acids)
Biological process (GO): leukocyte migration; integrin-mediated signaling pathway; cell-cell adhesion
Cellular component (GO): integrin complex; external side of plasma membrane
Molecular function (GO): integrin binding
Source: RefSeq, a predicted model, not a curated record
AUGCUGAAUGUUGUUGCUUUUAAUCUCGACUCCCAGAAUGUUCUGCAGAGAAACGGGGAUCCUGGAAGCCUGUUUGGGUUUUCUAUCACCUUCCACCAACAGUUAAAUCCCACCAGAAAGAACCUAUUAUUGGUCGGAGCCCCGCGUUCAAAACAUGAAAAUCAGGUGAAUGUUACAGGUGUCGUCUACCAGUGUGAUCUGUCUGGAACAUCUGAGCGCUGUCAGCCCAUUGAGUUUAAUAAUGAAGAGUUCCUAAACAGUAAAGGCAUAAACGGGCAGUGGAUGGGAGUCAGGGUGACGAGCCAAGGUCCAGGGAAAAAUGUAAUGACUUGUGCUCAUCGGUACCAACAGUGGAGUCCAAGCCCAAGCCUUUACGUCCCUCACCUGGUGACGGGUCAGUGCUACCUCUUAGAUGAAGACCUUCAGGUCGGGACAGAGGAGCGGAUGUGGAGGAGGGUCGUGUGUGAUUCUCAACACCUUAUCAACCGCCCAAUGGACCAGGACUGGUUUGCGUACUGCCAGCAGGGCCAUGGAGCAGCUUUCGCAAAGGACAACAGAUCUGUAGUAUUUGGUGCACCUGGUGCAUAUCAGUGGAGAGGAAUCGUACAGAUGGAGCCGUUAGACAAUCUGGACAUCGACAGUGAAGACGCUCGUGAGACUGGAGACACUGACCAGUUCAACUCAAAGCUCAUUCCUCUGCAGAGAAGCAGCUACCUUGGGUUCUCUGUUGACUCUGGAAUGGCCCUCAUCAGGAAGGGUGAGCUGACCAUAGUGUCUGGAGCCCCCCGAGGAGGCUACAGCGGAAAAGUGGCUUUUCUGAAACCAGACCCGGUGGCGAAGAGAAAUUUAUCUGUAGAGUUCCUCCUGACCGGCCCCGGCCUGGCCUCGUCUUUUGGAUAUGAUGUGGCGGUAGUGGAUCUCAACGGUGAUGGGUGGGACGACCUCGCUGUUGGAGCUCCACAGUUCUUUCGCAAAGACGAUGAGGUCGGAGGCGCCGUCUACAUUUAUAUUAACAAUAAGGGAGCAAACUGGGAGAGAACAGAGCCCAUCGAACUCCAUGGACGUAAUCAGUCAAUGUUUGGCCUAGCUGUGGAAAGCAUAGGAGACAUCAAUCAAGAUGGCUAUGGAGAUAUUGCUGUAGGGGCGCCGUAUGAAAGUACUGGUCGAGUAUAUAUUUACUGUGGCUCAUCAGACGGCAUUAACAAGAAGCCAGCACAGGUACUCAAACCAGAGUCUAAGACGGUGAAUCUGUUUGGAUAUUCUCUGUCUGGUAACCUGGACGUGGAUGACAAUCAGUAUCCUGAUUUGGCCGUCGGAUCUCUGUCAGAUUCUGUCUUUGUCUACAGAGCCAGGCCAGUUGUCAGUGUCAGCAUCUCUCUGAAAGUAACACCACAUGUACUAGACAUCACAAAGGGCCACUGUGAUAACUGUUAUUUUGCAGCAAAGACGUGCUUCACCUACACAGCACAUCCAGCAACGUUCAACCCCAAAUUGGUGCUCAGCUACACCUUUGAGGCCGAUGCUAAGAAAAGAAAAGCGAGGCUUCCUCCCAGAAUGGAGUUCCAGGGUCCACAUCGAGGACAACUGGAACUGCUUGGGCAGAGGAGAGAAAACUGUGCCGACACUAAACUCAGGCUUCUGCGUGACAUCAGUGACAAGCUGCAACCGAUCCCUGUUUCCGUCACUAUGUCUCUGUGGAGCCCAGAUCAGACCAGAGCAAACAUUCAUCAACCUGAACUCACUCCAGUCCUCAACCUCUACCAGCAGAAGAGCGCUGUCUCAGAGAUUAUCUUAAUAAACAAAGGCUGUGGGAGUGACAACAUUUGUCAAAGCAACUUAGCAUUACAGUACAAGUUCUGCUCCAUACAAAAACAGAACAAUAAGGAGGUUUUCACAUCACUGACCAGAGAGGAUGGUGUUGCAGUCAUCACUCCUUCAGGAGAAGACAUUGCUUUGGAGGUCACUGCGACUAACAGGAACGGAGAUGACGCACAUCAGACUCAUUUAGUCAUUACUCUCCCAGAAACUCUUCCCUACUCCUCUACAGUCCACAGCACAGCCUCCGAAACACAAGUGAGUUGUACAGCUAAUGACAAAGGAACAUUAGUCGACUGUGAACUGGGGAACCCACUGCGAAGAGACGCUGAGGUUACAUUUUAUGUCAAACUCACAACAUCUGGAAUUUCACUGAGUACAAAAGAUGUCAAUGUUACCCUGCAACUUAAAACAACCAGUGAGCAGACCAUAGAACCAGUUGAGCUUUUGGCCAGAGUGGUUUUUGAACUGGACCUGCAGCUGCAUGGACUUGCUAAACCCUCCCAAGUGUCAAUCAGUGAAAAUAGUGAAAACAGUGAAAAAGGUGAAAGUGCCAUAAAUUCAGUGGAUGAGAUCGGAGCUGAAGUUCAGUAUGAGUUUAAGAUUACCAACAUGGGCAGACCCCUCAAAUCAUUUGCUAAUGCUUCACUGAACAUCUACUGGCCAAAGGAGAACGUCGUGGGGAAAUGGCUGCUGUACUUGACUCAGAUCAACAGUAAAGGUGUGCAGUCCAUCCCAUGUUCACCUGGGGAUGAAGUCCAUCCACUGCAACAUGUGAAGGGUUGGUCGAACGCCCGAAGGAGGCGACGAGAAGCUGAGGGUGAACUUGAAGCCCUCUCAAUAGACGGAAUCCCUUUUCUCUCAAGAAGGAAACACAGAACACUGACCUGCUCAGAUGGACUGAAGUGUGUGGAGUUACGCUGCCCUCUGCUGGGCCUGGACAGUACUGCAGGGAUGGUCCUGCAUUCACGCCUGUGGAACUCAACAUUUACAGAGGACUACAGCUCUUUAAACUACCUUAUCAUUACCGUGGAUGCAGUUCUCAGUCUGACAAACUCACCAGAGAACAUCGGACUGAAAUCAGAAAAAUCAGCGACAAAGGUGAAGCUGACAGUGUUUCUGGAGAAACAGACUAAAUUCUACACUAAAGUUGCCUGGUGGAUCAUCUUUCUCACGGUCAUUGCAUUGCUCCUGUUGUUGGUUUUUCUUGGCUACAUGUUGUGGAAGCAUGGAUGUCCCAAAUGUCGCCCUUCUAAGAAGCUGCCACAUGAUGAUCCAGAUGCAGAAACUGCUCACCUCAAAGCCUAA